This is a messenger RNA of Bactrocera neohumeralis, 2973 nucleotides long. RefSeq lists its product as uncharacterized. The record is from RefSeq and is a predicted model, not a curated record. Lineage: Eukaryota; Metazoa; Arthropoda; Insecta; Diptera; Tephritidae.
UAAAAGUGUUAUACUUCUUCUUACUCAGUCUGUGGUGUUUGCAUACGUUUCUGCAAGUUCAAUAAAAUUUCCCUAUACUUUUCUACAAGAAACAAGUGCUACUGGUGUUUUAAGUAAUAAUUGUGCUGGAAACCACACUAUGUUAAAUUGUGUUUUUUUUUCACAGAAAUUUGCCUUCAUUAUUGUGUUUGUCGGUGUAUAGUUUUCAAAGUGAGUUCUUGUGUAAGUGAAUUGACGCAAUUGACGUAGUGAGUGAGCAGCUGAGUUCUUUGUAUUUGGAUGUGAUUUAUUUGCUGUUGCCUGUAAUAGGAAAUCAAUUAUUCACAAUGUUUGUCGCACACUGCCAAGUCCCCGGUGGAUCGUCAGCCACUUGUGUAGUGGCUGUCAUCUGCAACCGAAGUGAUUGCUGCCAAAGUGAAAUAUGCAACACCAAAGAACGUGAGCCGAUAGCUAAUCAUAUAAUAAACAAAAACAACAAGAAAAAGUUAGUGCAAAUAGUGUUUAAUACCAAAAACGAACAGCAAAAUGUUGGACAGUGCAAAGGAAACAAAAACAAUGUUGACCACAUACGAUGCAGCAGUGUUGGCUACGGCCAAGCCUGCUAUUGAAGAUGCAAAUAAAAGUGCAUUAAUUACAACAAACUCAACCACACCAAAUUCAUCGCCAUCAAAAGCAAAGACACUUUUUAGUUGGUUUCGCGGUGGCAACGCAAAACAAGCAAAUAAAGCCGAGACAACGCAAAGCGAACAAAAGCACACAGAGAGUAGUGCCGUUGAAGGGAGUGGAGUCCAUACGGGGAGUCGUGCCAAGUCAUUAUCGCCACAGACACCGACGCCGACGAGCGCGGCGGCGGAACGCGACGUAACACUACGCGAAUUUCGUGGCGUCCAAAGUUUGCGACACUUGUGGAAUAAACGCAUUAGCGCUAGUGAGGACGCAACGCGGCGACAAAACUCACUAAGUGACAGCAAAGCAAACAAAUUAACAAAAUCCAUUGGCUGUUUGGUCAACGCAGCCAAAGCGACAACAGGGUCUGCUGCGAGUGCUGACGAGGGCGUUGCCUUGAGCAAAAAACGCGCGCACAGCCUACACGAUUGCACGCAGGUUGGCGUUGAUAGUGAAGCUGAAGCGCUAACAGUAGCGACGCACGAGUCCGAACUACACUAUUUACAUCGGGAGAAGGACAACUUUUAUAAGUACAAAACGGCCGAGCAAGCAGCAAAACAUUUGACGCGCGAGGCGCGCAUGCGUAUCAGGAGUGCGCGCCGCGUCACCGCCGGCAUCGUCAGCAGCGAGACGCGCGACGACGAUGCGCACUUUCCAGCGGUGCAGGCGAGUGACCGCGGCGAGCGCAUACAUUGGCUAAAAAGGCAAGACAUGGUAAAGAAGCGUCGUGAAAAUUCAGAAAUGGCAACUGUAAAUAGCCGUAUUAGCCAUGAAAAAGCCACAACGUUAUCAAAUGACGCAAUUGUUAUCGGUGAAAGAGCAAACACCGCAACGCGCGUCACAACAACAAAUGAUAUGGAGCCAACAACACCGACCACCCCGCUCGAAUGGCGCGACCACCCUGCCGAGUCUUCCGAUACCGAUACGCUUGCUGCCAACAGUUCACCUCGUCUUUCAGCCAGUCGUAAGCGGUACGCGCAACGUGAAACAGCGAGUACGUCGGUGGCGAAACGCAGUAGCAGCGAUUCGAAUAAAUCAGGCUCGCUUACGUUAUCAACGUCGGGUUCGGUAGCUAGUGGCGCGACUACAGGGGGGCGCAGCGCGCGUCGUACCGCCUCCACUUCAUCGUCCUCAGCAUCCGCGCGAAAAUACAGUUUUAAAACACACACGCGCACAUAUCAUGCGCCGCGAAAGAUGAGUCAACGCGAUAGCUUCAAUAAUGGCAGCGGCAGUGGUAGUGCGGCCACUUUGGUGCCGGGGGGUGGCAAUAUAGUUGCCAAGCUGACACAACAAUUCAAUGAAAUGAUACAAAAAGAUAAGAAGCUGCUGGAAGAGGUGAAGCGCAAGAACGGUGUGCUCAUGUCACGUGGCGGACACGUUUACAAAGUGGUACAGAAUCCUAACACCACAUUGGACACUAACAAACGUAUUUUGCCCAGCGCCGCGCGGAGUGCACGCGAAUCAGGAUCACCCUUACGUCCUUCAACUGUGCAGCGCAACAUAAUGAAAUUCGAAGGUAAUCCCGAGGCCGUUAAGCCUGUGGUCCCAGCGAAAAGUGCGCAUGUACUACAAAAGCUGCGCGAACUCAACAGAGCGCAACAGUAUAGUCUGAAUAACAAUGGCGGUAGUGCCGGUGUACCAAAGAACUUAAAGCUUCAUGUCACCCCCACAACAACAAAUGAGUUGCAGCUGAAACUCGAAAUGAAGAAAGCGCAAUUAACGUUGCCGCUCUCGCCGCCAUUAGAAGUCGUAACCGAAGAGUCGAAAACACCGCUAGAAGCAUAUGAAAAAUCAAACUGGAACAGCCCGUUGGGCAUGACACAGGUAAACGUGUCCAUCGCAAAAAAUGUGGAAAGCACGUACGCUACAAAUAACAGUAACAACGGCAGCAUUGAUGACGCAAAAACACUUAAUGAAGUCGAGCAGCGACAAGGCGAUGAUCUACAGCAAAGCGUUAACAGUACGAAUGCAUUUGAUGAAUGUCUGGAUGGUCUCAGUAACAGCACUGCGCAAGAGAUGAGAAUAUCCAAUAGUAAUGAUGUAAGAACCGAUGCGAACACACUUACAGCUAGCAAUAAAGACAUUGCUAUGGAAUGCAAUACGAUUUGCAUUAAGGCGAUGCCGGCAGAGGACGCAAUUGAACCCGUUGCAAUUGAUGCAAUAACGGAGGCCACCAUAAAAGCUGAGCUUAGCAUUCCCACGACUGAUGUGACACUGAAAACGCCAUUAGCUGCCGUUGAUAGCAGCAAAGCAACUGUCACAAUUACAACACCAACGUCGAGCGAAAGCCAACAAUGGCGGAGAUAA